Oryzias latipes (Japanese medaka) is the source of this 2456-nucleotide messenger RNA. RefSeq names its product rho-related GTP-binding protein RhoB. Gene Ontology annotation, molecular function: GTPase activity; GTP binding. NCBI's taxonomy places the organism in Eukaryota, Metazoa, Chordata, Actinopteri, Beloniformes, Adrianichthyidae. Gene Ontology annotation, biological process: small GTPase-mediated signal transduction. The record is from RefSeq and is a predicted model, not a curated record.
CCACCCACUGGCCUGUAGAUGGUUGGGAGUUUUUUUUUAAUUAAGUGUCUGGUUUAACUGGUUAGAUUUUGCCCACAAAAACAGGGUCAGCAGCACCAGAAGACAAAGAAGAAGACCGCGUCAGUAUCUUUGGAUGAUUCGCCUGAGGGGGACCUCCUAGGAAAAGGCAGGAAUGGCAGACAUACGGAAGAAGCUGGUGGUGGUCGGGGAUGGCGCAUGCGGGAAAACGUGUCUGCUCAUUGUGUUUAGCAGGGACGAGUUCCCCGAAGUGUACGUUCCGACUGUGUUUGAGACGUAUGUGGCGGACAUUGAGGUGGACAACAACAAGCAGGUCCAGCUUGCUUUGUGGGACACGGCCGGACAGGAAGACUACGACCGCCUGCGCCCGCUCUCCUACCCGGACACUGAUGUCAUCCUCAUGUGUUUCUCCGUGGACAGCCCCGACUCGCUGCAAAACAUCCCGGAAAAGUGGGUCCCCGAGGUGAAACACUUUUGCCCGAACGUGCCGAUUAUUCUGGUGGGCAACAAGAAGGACCUGCGCAACGACGAAAACACCAAGAACGAGCUGUCUCGCUUGAAGCUGGAGCCCGUGAAGGCGGAGGACGGACGCGCCAUGGCGGCGCGUAUCGGCGCCUAUGACUAUUUGGAGUGCUCUGCCAAAACCAAAGAGGGGAUCUGGGAGGUUUUUGAAACGGCAACGCGAGCGGCCUUGCAAAAGCGGAGAACACCCGGAGAUGGUUGUUUUAAAUGCUGCGUUUUAAUGUGAAUCAUCUGCUAUCCAUCCGCUGAGGCGUCUGGACACGCGUGGGCCUGAUGGUUUGGGCACUCCCCUGCUGGAGUCAUACGCCCUUGAUUGAGCCACACACUGACUGAAUACAAGCAGACUGUAUUCCCUCAUUUCCCCCCCGAGCACGCAUGAAUAUCAACAAAUGUUUGUAUUUUUUGUUUUUUGUUCUUUGUGAGUCACAUGAUCACAGUCUGGCUGGUGGGGGUGAAGAGAAACCUGACCCACUUCCCAUGUGGACACGUCCUUGUCGAAGGCCUGCUCCUGGGCCAAAGUUUUUGUUCUUUUUCAUUGUUGAGUCUGGAUAGGUCACUACAAUGUGUAAACUUUCAAAAGACAGAAAAGAAAAAAAAUAAUAAUUUAUUACCAGUUUGUGCCAUAACAUUUUUGUCAACCUGCAGUGUUGGACACUACAACAAUUUAUAAAUAUCGGUGCAAAUAGUGUUGGGUGAAGUUUUUGCUACAUUUUACUAGACAAAAGCUCCAGUUUACAGUUCAUAAACCAUAUUUGUAUUACAAAAGUAUAGGUUUUUCACAUAAAAUGAAACAAUCUGGGAUCAUCCCAGAGUUAGAACUUCCCAGCUUGCCUUCCUGAAAAUGGUUAACCUUUUAGAUCCUUUAAAGUGUUUUUCUUCUCAGUGUCGCACAGUAUUUUAUACAAGAAGGCUGUUUGGAAAUUCUAGCCCUUAUGGAACCAGUUGUAAAUAGUUGAAGUUCUUUUAAAAAAAAUUAAAGUUAUGGGAUUAAAGAGAGAGCAGGUUGCAUGGUUUGACUCUGGGAUGCAUUUUCUUUUUAAAACACUACAGACAUUUUUUAAAGAAAAUGUGUUCCUUUGACACAAAUAACUUAUGGAAGGACAUUAGAUUCAUCACUGUAUGUUUUUUAUCCAAACUUAUUUGCAUCCAAUUCACAAACUUUGAACAAAAGGCUUCUUGAAUGUAAACGUGAUCCAUUACUGAAGCUGUAAAAUACAGUUACUGAAUUUGUAUUAAUUAAGGGCUUUUGCAACUGCAACAACGAAUGUACUUUUUCUUGUUAAAGGAAAACUUCAUAGGAACAGAUGUGUUUUUCUGAAAUAAACCUAGCUCUUGUGUGGCUACACAGACGUCUUGUGUAACCACCCCGUUGCAUGCUGGUGGGAGUGUUUGCUGAAUGGACAUCAGUUACUGACACUGUUGCUACACGGCGAUCUGUUGUAAAAACCCGGUGGAUUUACUGUUCCAGCUGUUCUGUUCGUGGUACAUUUCCACAAAGAAAGUAUUUUAAAUGUGUACAUAAAAACAGAAAAAAACCUUAACAAUCAAUAAUGAAGUUACCUUAAGUUAAAACCUUUAUAUUGAACAAAUCUAGGCAGAGUUGGAGUGGUAUAAAAGUCACAUUCCUGUCUGCCUUCUGUUGCUAGGCUUUGUGCUGACUUACAGGAUGGGAAUGCUUUGUGCUGGACUUUUUUUAUUGUCACAGUGGCCUCACUUGUGCCUCUGAUUUACAGUGUUCUGACACUGCUUGCUGCAGGUUGCCUCAUCUUUUUUUCAGUAAAACAUGGGCAGGACUGUGCCAAAUUGUUUGUGUCUUUCUGGUUAUUGCCUCGUAAUGGUACAGAAAAGGUUUUACGGGGCUUAAGGGAAGAACUGCUACUGCUCUGGAAAUGUCAAUAAAAACACAUUUCACUUUU